AAAGUUGAGGGACCAUGUCAAAUGUCGCUCUUUCCCCGUUAAACGUAACGCAAAACCGCAUGCAAGUGUGCGUGCGGCGUACUGUAAGUAGAUUCGAGCGCCGCGCUGCGUUGAUUGGUUCAACCAAUUCCCCGACUACAUGUCCUCGGAUAACGUUGAGAGUGUGACAAUCAUGAAAACAGAAAGUCUACAAGCCAUGUGUUCAUUCUGCCAGUGGUAUCCACUGUUUAGCAAAAAUGCUCUGGAAGCGAUAGUGCUCCCAGUGCCCAAGAACGUGUGCGAUUACCUCGAGCAUGAUGCGUUUAUAUUACCCUCGGAGGCGACUAGUAAGAUUACAUACAGUAAUUCGGAAUGGUCGGAUGGCUCUGCCGUCAACGAGCUUGAAGAGGACUCCGACUUUCAACCAACAUUUCCAGAUUUCAGUAGGCGAGUACAGGAGGUAAUAGAUAAAUUUGAAGCAGUUUUCAUCAAAUCUAAUUGGAGCGCUCCCACAGAUUCUACAUGGGUGACACCAACAAAAACUUUAAAGUGUACUUCUUUAGAAGAUGUUUAUUUACUUUUAAAGAGCUCCGAUCGAAUAUCCCAGGAUUUGAGCUUUGCAAAGAAUUGUAAUAACAAGGAGAACUUUAUAGCUCCGUGCUUAGUAUUAAAAAGGUGGCAAGACGUAGAUCCUUGCACAGAGUUUCGUUGCUUUAUUGUAAAUGGCGAACUAGCUGGAAUUUCUCAAAGAGAUAUUUUUCAGUACUAUAGGCACAUAGAAAAUGAAAAGUAUGAUAUACAAAAAGAUAUUAAGAGUAUGUUUAUGGAAAAAGUAAAGGAUAAAUAUCCAGCUAAUAACUAUACAUUUGAUGUAAUCAGAUAUAAAAAGGAUAAAGUAAAAAUAGUUGAUUUUGGACUGUUAAACAAGUCUGUCACAGAAGGUACCUUAUUCACUUUGCAAGAAUUACAAACUGACAUACCAGAAGCGCCAGAGUUCCGAUUUAUUGCCGAAGACAUGGGGAUUCAACCAAAGACAACGACCCACCUUUGCGUACCACGCGAAGUAAAUGAAUUUUUUCAAGCUACUGGAGGAAUGUCAAUGAUCGAUGCCAUACAAAAGGAAGUCCAGGAUCAAGGAAAGGAGGAAAAUGCGAGUAUUAGUUAGUCUGGAAAUUGUUUUAGCAAAAAAAAAAAAAAAAUCUGAAUUAAAUACAGAACUUUCAUUUUUAUUCUGCCAAUACCCUCUUGUUUUUCUAUUAUUACAUUACAUAAAACGAUUAAACACUAUAUUCUAUCGCUUGAAAGAAUUAUCAUGUAAUAUUGCAAUAUUCAUCGAGCCGUCGAUCUCAAUUAAUUUUUUCUUUGUUUACUGAGCGACG
Molecule: messenger RNA, 1358 nt
Organism: Ceratosolen solmsi marchali
Lineage: Eukaryota; Metazoa; Arthropoda; Insecta; Hymenoptera; Agaonidae
Product: cell division cycle protein 123 homolog
Exons: 6
Coding region: 140-1144 (334 amino acids)
Cellular component (GO): cytoplasm
Source: RefSeq, a predicted model, not a curated record